Empidonax traillii (willow flycatcher) is the source of this 2925-nucleotide messenger RNA. RefSeq names its product PAT1 homolog 2 (gene PATL2). Gene Ontology annotation, cellular component: P-body. The record is from RefSeq and is a predicted model, not a curated record. The transcript has 19 exons. Gene Ontology annotation, molecular function: RNA binding. Bases 451 to 2574 code for a protein of 707 amino acids. NCBI's taxonomy places the organism in Eukaryota, Metazoa, Chordata, Aves, Passeriformes, Tyrannidae. Gene Ontology annotation, biological process: deadenylation-dependent decapping of nuclear-transcribed mRNA; P-body assembly.
UAACACAAUCAAGGUGCUCCCAGCACCCAGAUGUCCAGUGUGUGUGUGGGAAAAUGAGGGCACCUCGCUGUGCUUGGCAGGACACAAUGAUUCACAGUGUUAGCGUUGACCCCUGUGCUUUCAAGCUCAUAUCUGUACAUCUCCAGGGUGAUUCCAGCCAGACAGACAGGUUUCCCAUAACUCCUCAGAGGGGUAUCAGCUCAGAGAACACAGUGGCAGGCAGGAAGCAACGGGAGCAGUGGGAAAAGCCGGGUUGUGAUGUUCUGUGCCCCGAGGGCCGCAGGUGGGGGUCAGUAAACCUCACCCUCCUCAUCCUCAUCCCCUUGGCUUCAUCCCCAUCCACGCCUGUCGCAGGGGCAUGCGCAGGGCUCACCGGGGCGCCGCCAUGCUGUACGGCAGGCGCAGAUCCUCGAGGACUUCCUACUGGUGGAAGAUGCGCCUCUGCUGGAGAUGGCCGAGGAGGAUGAGGAGAUCGACCUGUACAAUGAGAUGACUUUUGGGUUAGACCGAGACUCCACAGAGGAUACUCUAAAACUCCUGGUGCCACGGAAGACGAGCCCUGAUGUGGCUGAAGCGGUGGUAGAGGAGACUGAAGUUGGGGACGAGCUGGGGCCUGGAGCGGCUGAGCAGCCAGAGGAGCUGGGAGAGCCCCACGAGGAAGGUGGGACAGAGCUGAAGGCGGAGCAGGUUGGCUCUGAGUUGAAGGAAGAGGAGGAGGAGCUGGGAACUGAAGAGCAGGAGCCCUGUGAGGAGCCCAAUGACCUGGGAGACCCGGCAGUGAUGAGAGCCGUGCAGAGCAAACCCACGCUGGAGAGCCAGGACUCGGCGGUGCUGGACAGCAGGAUUGGUGCUUGCUGGGCAGAGUUUGGCAAGGAGGACAUGCUGACAAUGGAUCCUGGGACGUGGGGCUCCUGCCCUGGCAGUGUCUCACCCCACCACGUGCUGGAGGAUAAAGCCAUCCUCCAGGUCCUGGAGAGGCCCCCACCAUCCACCAACAUGGCCUUCGACUUCCUUGGCUCCCAUGUGCAGAGGGGCUUUGGGGACUCUCCCCGGCUCAAGCACCCUGACUUAAGACUGAUGUCUCCCAAGUCCUUUCCUCAGCGCUUUCUCCAGCAGCAGGCGCCCCUGAUGCCUCCUGGCUCCCCAUGCCCCCCUCGUCCCUUCCCGCUACCUCGCAGGCCCCCUCCGCUCUUCGCUUCCAACCAGACUGCAGGGUACACGUCUCCAGCCCCUUUCCAGCCCGGGUCCCCCACCAUGGACAGCCCACUGCAGCCCCUGGCCAUGCACUUUGGGCCCAUGUCCCCUUCCUUGGACCCUGCUCUCUUCUUCAGCCCCUCAGCUAACAGCCAGCUGAACCUCAGCACGCCUAGCCACAUGACCCAGCUGCACCCCCAGCACCAGCGGAUCCUGACACAGCGGCAGCAGCAGGGCAGGCAGGUGCAGAGUGUUUCCCCCAAGAAGCCAUGGUCUCCUAAAAUGGACCCUCACGCUGGGCUGAUGACCUCCAAGGAGAAGGACUGGGUUGUCAAGGUGGAGAUGAUCCAGCUGCAGAGUGAGAACAUGGAUGAUGACUACUACUACCAGUGGUACUACCACCAACUGGAGCGCAGGCAGGAGGAGGAGGAGCUGCUGGGUGGGCGCAACAAGCUGGACACCCCCAAGCUGGUCACACCGUUCAUCCAGAAAGUGGAGACCUAUGACUCUGUGGUGCGCAUUGCUGGCUCGCUGGGCCAGGUUGCUGUGUCCACCUGCUACAGUCCUCGCCGGGCCAUUGAUGCUGUGCACCACGCCCUUGUGGAGGAGGCUGCAGGGAGCCACCGGCUGCGGGCACUGCACAGGAUUGAGAAGCUCUUCCUGCAGCUGCUGGAAGUGGAAGAGGCACGGCGGAAGAUGUCCCUGGCCCUGGGGGUGGAGCAGGAGCAGCAGAGCCAAGAAGUAGAGAGUCUCUACCAUGCCUUGAAAAUCAGGGCUUGCAGCAGCGAGGAGGAGGCAGAGGAUGAAUUCCUGCAACUGCUGUGUGUGAGGAAGGGCAAGAAGCUUGUGGCCCGGCUGCUGCCCCACCUGACCCAGGAGCAAGGGGAGAAGAUCCUGCUGACCAUCACCCACCACCUGCCCUUCCUCAUGAAGAAGGACGUGCUGGAUGAGUCUCUCCCCCUGCUCUACAGCCCACUGAAUGAGGUGGUGGGCGGGAUCCCCUUCAGCAAACUCAUCGAGGUCCUGCAGGAGCUGACCCGGCCUCUGCCUGAGUGCCUUGAGCUCCCCCUUGCCAUGGCCUUGAAGAACCAGUUUGGAAUCUCCUUGCUCUACUCCUUGCUGAGCCAUGGGGAGAGACUGCUGUCAUCGGAUGCGCCGCUGGAGCCACGGAGUGGGGACUUUGAGGCUUGGACAGACAUGGUGUACCUGGUGGCCCGGGAGCUGUCGCAGGUGCCCAAGGCCUCACUGGUGGAGCCUCUUUUCUUGCCCAGCAAUCUUCUCUCGCUCUUCUGCCGCUACCUGGACAAGCAGACUGUCCACCACCUGGAAGCCAAGAUGGAGUGUUCCCCACUGCCAUCGGAGGCUGCCAUGUUAUGCUGAACCUCAGGAGCUGGGAAGGGGAUCUGGGGCCAGUGGUGCUGGGAACAGGCAGGGCCCAAUGCCAUGGGUUUUGAGUUUGGAAGCAAACACCCUGGUGUAGGGCACUCUGGGUGAUGUGGGCACUGGCAGGGCCAGCUCUGGAGGGCUGAUCCCGCCCUGCCCCUGUGACUGGGAGCACAGAGAGGGUGUAACUUAUUUUGGCUUCAUACUUGGCAGCAGUGUCAAGUCUGGGGUCUGCACAGGGAUGCUGGGAGCACCUGGGGGGGUGGAAUUUGUGUAUAGCACUUAAUAUAAAAUAAAAAGGUGAUUAACCAGCUUCUCUGGCUCCUGUGGGCAGCUUCUGCUGGAUCC